CCCUUGGAAGGGCCCCUUGCUGUUCGUUCUCCGCGAGAUAUGUGGGCCGCUCUCUUCGCCCACGCCCUCCCGUCGCCGCCGCCAUCACCGUCGCUGCCGCCCUGGUCGCCGUCGCCUCCGGCGCCGCCGCCGCUGCCGCAGAAAUUGAAGGAGGCCAUAACAAUGUGCGUGGCCGUCAACCGGACGCAGGUGGGCGCAACUGCCAGCCAGUUGUCCCAGUCAAGCAGCAUCGACACAUCGGACCUCCGAGAGAUACUGGCGGAUAACAUUGGUUCUGGAAGCGAGGCCUUUCCGCCGUUCGUCCUGAUCACCUCGACCGAUGGCUGCAAAGUAGACCUGAGUUUGUCAGCUGAUGACAGCCGCGUGAGCAGGCUGGGAGAAGUGUCCACAGACGACCUUGUCAAGACCGCUCCUGGCACAGAGCUUGUCGACCAAACCAAGCUCGUCGCCACCGAUGAUACCGUGCAAGUUGUGUCCGUCACGCUCGUGGAUUUUGUCGACCACGCGCCAGGGCAGUCCCUCCUCCAUCGCCUCUGCGACGUUUUGAUUGAUGGAUUCUGUCGAGGCUAUACCGGCAAUGACCUGGCGGAAUGCAGACAAUUCUUGGGUCCUGCUGUCUGCUACCCUUCCAAAGGCGAUGGGGGCUACCUCAAGAUAAACUUGUAUGAUCUUGGCCGGAACACGGGCGUCAGUCUCGUCGCGGUGCGAGUCGUGGACGACGACUGGCGAGUGUCGUCGCCCUGGCGCAGUGUCGACGUCGUCUGGAUGCUUCUCUGGCUGCUGCCAAUUUGGGCGACCGUCUUGUUCCUGCCCGCGCUUGCUAUGCGACGAGCAUGCUCUCGGCCAUCUACCGUCCUCCUAGAGCUGGAGCGCGCUCUAAACACAAUCGAAGUGGAGAAGAAGCAGAGACGAUUCCUGGAGGCGGAGGUGCGCGUCGCCGUGCGCCACACGAGAUGGAUCGCUCGCACGCUGGUGCUCCUGGCCAUCCUGCUGCUGCCCUGGCUGCCCGCCUGGGUGGUCAUUCCCGUCGCGCUCCCCCUCUCGAGGAGCAACCUGAACUUUGCAGCGUGGGUCAAGUCGAGGCCGUCCCGGUAUUUCUGGCUCGCUUUCGGGGCCGUUAGCGGCCUUGUCUACGGCGCCUGGCUCCUCGCCAGCUGGGGCCUGACUUACGGCGGGGUAAAUCAACACCUGAACCUAGUGGGCGAUAUAUCUGACUCUGUCAAGAAGAUGUGGUUUGUCAGUGAAUGCGAUCAGCUCAUCGGGUCGAAGGAGGGCGUCGAGUCGAUCGGUGGCUACGUCUACCCGACGAAGGGCAAGGUCUGCAGCACCUUCCUGCGUGCGGUACAGCCAGAAAACGCGCCGUACAUCGCUUGGGUGCUGUUCGCGCAGGGCUGCGUGAGCCUUCUCCUCAGUGCCGUCUCGCUGGCGCUGCUGCUAAGGGCUGCGGGGCGCAAGGCCAUCCCCGGUGGCUGCAAGGCUGUCAAGGCCAUCAAGGCCAUCCCCGGUGGCAGCCAGUUCGCAGCGGCCUUUCGAUGCGGCGCACCAAGCGUCGAUGGGCUGCUAACGUCCAACGCGGAGGGAGCCUCCGAUCGGUUCGCCGGCUCGGCCAAGGAGCUCGUCACGGGACAGCCGGAGGAAGCGGCAACGGGGCUGUACGGGAUCAUCGGCCACGAGGAGGCGUACCUGCGAGAAAAGAUGGCUACUGGCACCGCCGCCAUCAUCGAGGAGGCGGAGGCGCUCGACGACCCGGAGGUGCUCGAGAACCUGCGCUACAUCCUCGACGCCUCGGCCGGCUCGAGUGCCACCAGCUUUCACAACGGCUGGCGGCGCGACCGAGCCCCGGAUGGCUCUCGGCUUGGAGGGCGUCAGGGCAUGGUACUGGCCGACUUUGUGGCCCUGCCUGUGGCGCGCAGGGCGAAGCUUGAAGAGGCACACGUGGUCGCGUUGCGUCUGUACUCGACCGCCGCCUUCCGCGCGCUCAAUGGGCCGAUGCGCAACCUCAAGAUGAGCCACUGCCGCAAGGGCGAGGACGGCAGCCCCCUGCCACUCGAGCCUCCGCAGCUGGCGGCGCCGCACCCUCAGCCGGUGACGAUGGCCUUCAUCUACGAGGCGCUCAAGCGGAUGCGCGCCGUCGCCGCAGCGACGUCGGUCGACCUCGCUGGCCAGGAGCUGGAGGAGCAGGGUCUCAAGACCUUGGCGGUGGCCGGCGAGCUCAGCCUGAGCACGCUACGGCAGGCGCGGUCAGAGCUGGCGGGAUGCGAGGAGGGCCUUGCUCUCCCCAUCCAGGAGGAGGGCGGCGACGAGGAGAGCAGCGUCAUCGAGGAGGGGCGGGCUACUGUUCGGGAGAGCUUGGUCUCUGGCGUCGGGGCGGACGAGAAGAAGGGAGGUGAGAGGUGGGCGGAGGAGGUGGACGGCGACGGAGCACACGCAGCGGACGGCGGAUGGUUGCGAGCUGCCGUCCGGGCGCUCGGCUGCGCGCGGCCGGCGAAGCAGGAGGAGGGGCGCAUCCUCUGGCGGGGCAUGGGUGAUCUGCGCGCUCCGCCCCGCUUCCUGUCGAUGGGCGGCACCGAGUUUGCCUGCUGCAGCACGACCUCGAGGCUCGAGGUCGCGGCGCGCUACGCGUCCGCAGCCGGCAAGCAGCGCGCUUUGCUUUUCCGGCUCAAAAGCUCAACGUUCAUGAACAUGGGCGUGGACAUUUCGGAGUUCUCCGCCUUCCCGCACGAGAAGGAGUACCUGUACCCGCCCCUCACGUACAUGCAUCCCACCGGCGUAACCCACACGCUCGUGCGCGACGGGGUCACUUUUGAUGUGGUCGAGGUGGAGCCCUCCUUCCCGAGCUGAGUGUAGAGGGGCCAGCCGUCGUCACAGCCCGCUCAAGCCCACCACGCCCAAGCGCUCAACGGAGCCGCCCGGAGGGAGGAGCCCCAAACGCCGUCGGCGUGAGAUAUAACCGGACCCCCACAAGCACAUCAAAUCCUCUGGCUCCUCUGCGCCGAUACAUGUGUUCAACUCAAUAUCGCAAUCCCCAACCCGCUCUCUGUCUCACGCAUAUAAUUAAACUUAUACACACUCAACACUUUGUCGUUUCUGUGUAGUACAGGUGUGUAUUAUUUUUGCUUGGGGCGGC
Emiliania huxleyi CCMP1516 is the source of this 3127-nucleotide messenger RNA. RefSeq lists its product as hypothetical. Lineage: Eukaryota; Haptophyta; Isochrysidales; Noelaerhabdaceae. Bases 40 to 2841 code for a protein of 933 amino acids. The record is from RefSeq and is a predicted model, not a curated record. The transcript has a single exon.